AUGCCAGAUACUCUAGACGGGGCCAGACCGAAGGACGAAGAAGAGUUGGAGCUUGAAAAACUCGUUUUUGGUGACAAUGCCGGUUUUGAGGCCAACCUUCGAAAAAUCGAGAACCUCUAUGAAUCUUCAGACGAUGAACAAGAAGCUUUAGAUAGCUUGUCAGAAGGAGAAGAAAGUGAGGAAGAAGAAGGCGAUGAAGAUAUGUUCUUCCUUGACGAAGGCGGUGAUGCUGAUAACAUUCACGAAGUCGAAGUCAAGGACGAUGAUGGCAUGGAUGUGGAUGAAGAUGAAGAUGAAGCAGUAUGGCACGACUCUGACGAUGAAAAACACACUAUUUCGGUCAUUUCUGACAGACUGAAGAAGCUCAGGCAGCUGUACGAAGAGACGGCGCUCCUGGCUCCAGCUUAUGUGGCCAGACUCAGGUCCCAGUUCGAGAAGAUCUUCCCUAGACCAAGCUGGGCAGAUGAGGUGCCAGAAAAGGAGAACGACGACAGCGAUGCUGAAGUCUUGGGAGACGAAGAUGAAGAAUCCGAACCCGAUUUGGGUAAGAAUAUCAAGGGCUUGACGCAGCUUCUAAGUUCCAACAGCAAAUACGUGAAGCUGAAAUCUGCACUUCUUUCACCUACUAAGAUCCUGAUCCUGAGACUCAAGGACGCCAACAUCACCCGCCGUGGCCAGGGCCCUAUUUUGGCCAUGAGCUUUCAUCCUCUGCAUCCACUUUUGCUUACUGGUGGCAUGGACAAGACACUCCGCAUUUUUAAUAUCGACGGUAGAUCCAACAAGCUUGUAUCUUCUGUCUUCUUCAAGGACGUGCCCAUCAGAAGCUGUCAGUUUUCCCCAGACCCAAAUUCCAGUCUAGUCUACUCGUCUGGUAGAAGACGAUACAUGAGUAGAUGGGAUACUACUACCGAGGCUGUGGAUAAGGUGCUGAGAAUGUACGGUCAGGAAGAGAGCCAGAGAUCGUUUGAAUACUUCAAAAUGAGUCCUAAAGGCAACUACGUUGCUUUGCUUGGUUCCAACGGUUACGUCAACCUUCUAAACAGCAAAACUACACAACUUUUCAGAGCAUACAAGGUCGAUGGCUACGUUGCAGACUUUGAGUUCACAAAAGACGAAAAGCUUCUUAUCGUCGCUAACUUUGCAGGUGACGUCUGGGAGUUUAACCUUCAGUCUCCAGACAUUGAUGUGGUUCGUCGUUGGACUGAUACUAGUGCCGUGGCUGUCACCAAGAUCGCCUUGGGCGGUCCAACCGACCGUUGGUUAGCUAUCGGUACAAAGAGUGGUGUCAUUAACUUGUUCGACCGUACAAUGUUUGCCACACUUUCACAAGGACAAAAUCCUAAACCUUUCAAGAGCGUGGGUAACUUGGUGACGCAGGUAUUCGAGGCCAAGUUCUCUCCAGACGGCCAGAUCUUAUGUGUGGCAUCGAAACAGAAGAAGGAUGCCCUCAAACUUGUACACUUGCCCCUGGGAACAGUUUUCGCCAACUGGCCUACGAGCAACACGCCGUUGGGCCGUGUUACAUGUGUGCAAUUCUCGCCAAAUAGUCAGAUGUUGGCCAUUGCCAAUGAUACCGGUAAAAUCACCCUUUGGCGUUUGGACCACUACUAG
Molecule: messenger RNA, 1611 nt
Organism: Candidozyma haemuli
Lineage: Eukaryota; Fungi; Ascomycota; Pichiomycetes; Serinales; Metschnikowiaceae
Gene: UTP18
Product: Utp18p
Exons: 1
Coding region: 1-1611 (536 amino acids)
Biological process (GO): rRNA processing
Cellular component (GO): small-subunit processome; Pwp2p-containing subcomplex of 90S preribosome
Molecular function (GO): protein binding
Source: RefSeq, a predicted model, not a curated record